This is a messenger RNA of Botrytis cinerea B05.10, 1187 nucleotides long. RefSeq lists its product as hypothetical. The coding region runs from base 287 to 910 and encodes 207 amino acids. The record is from RefSeq and is a predicted model, not a curated record. Lineage: Eukaryota; Fungi; Ascomycota; Leotiomycetes; Helotiales; Sclerotiniaceae. The transcript has a single exon.
GGUUCGCUAAAUUUACUACACUACAGCUACAGACGGUCACUAGGCUCUGGUUUCUGACCGUACAGAAGAAAUUUUAGUACUUAAGCAACUGGAUUUCCCCUCCCAAAAUCUCUUUUUACUUACAACAUCUUCUUCUGGUUGACUACUACUUGACUUCAUCACACUCAAAACGAAAGUAUUCGAUCCACCUACAUCACACUUUAUCAUAAUACUUCCAACAAAACAGUUACAUUUCAACACCUUUAUCAAACACUUACCCAAUACCAAAACCUUUCCAAAUAUCAAAAUGGGAGCCAAAAAUGCUCGUGGCACCGCUGCCAAUGUACGCCCAUCCGCAGCUAUGUUUGCUGAGAUUGCUAGAAAGCAACAAGUUGCAUCCGACAUUGCCCAAGCUGCCAAAGUUCUUGCAGCUCAGCCUUUUGAUUUGAGCACACUUGCUUCCCACCCUGCUAUCGUGGUCUUUGGUGUUAAUGAUAUUGGCAUUCGAAUCGACAAGAAUACGGACAUGAAGACACUCCUCGAGGUCCUGCCACAGUACCAACCUCAUGUCAAGAACAUGGCCAUCGAAAUCCACACUCCUGCCCCACAUAGGGAGGCUCGUGAAAAGGUUACGAGCAGACUUGAAUCGAUGAAAUCAUUCUAUGAUGUCAUCAAUGGAUUCAAAUGGAUUCACCUCGAUGCAAAUGUAUUCCUCGAUACUUACAACUUCCCGCAGAUGAAAUUGGCGGCUGGCCUUUGGGGCUUGAACCGCAAGAGCUGGAAGUUAACCUAUGAGAUUCAUGGAUUUGAAGGCGACUACGUGAAGGUAACUGAUGGCUCUGAGUUCGGUCGUAGGUUAUCGGGCGUCUAUAAGAAGGAGUUCUUGAACGAACCCAAAGAACCAAAAGAGGCCAAAACCCCAGAGGAAUAGAUUUCAUAUCUGCGGAUGAACUCUAGUAACUCGGCCUUGUUCGAAAAGGUUCGGGUAUAUUUUUCGGGAGGAAGGGACGGCGACGGCUAAGAUUGCAGACAGUUUAGGGACAAUCCUGGGAAAGUUUCUUACAAAGAUGAAUUCCGGGGUACUUUUGAGGGGUUACAGGUUGCAAGCGCGUGGCAGGAAUGUUGGCACGGUUCAUCUUUUUAUUUCCUUUCUUUGCUUGAUUGGCUUUCAGGUCACAUAAUAAAAUGUAGCUUGCAGAAUGGUCUCA